GUGGCAUCAGGACGACAAGUCAUUAUGAGGGGUUGCGUUUCUCUGUUCAUUUUACUCUUGGCUGGCCUUACCUCGGGUGAUUCUCACAAGAGAAUCCUUGGAGGGGAACCUUGCGAUGACAAUUAUGCUAAGCACUAUGUGAAACUCAAGGCCACUAGAUUGAUAGAAGCUUUAAAUAAAAUGGAGUCACAAGAAUGUGGUGGCUCUCUUAUUCAUGAGAAAUGGGUCCUUACAGCUGAGCACUGCACUAGCUAUGGGAGUACAAUAACAGCGAUACUGGGUGCACAUCCAGGUGGAACACCUAAACCAGAAGAGGUCCAGAUUCCUGAAGAAAACAUACGACGUAAUGUAAUCAAAAGUGUUCCUCAUGACAUCAUGCUGCUGAAGCUACCUAAGGCAUACCCUCAGUUCACUACCAUUCAGCUUCCUCCCUCUACAUGCCAGACACCUGUGUUGAAGGAGAAUGUGAGAAUUGCAGGCUGGAGUUACACAGAAGGUGGUAGAAAGCCAGAGAAACUACAGUGUUCAAAAUCAGGAGACCUCCAAGUCUCCAAGAGUGUUUCCCCACAGAAGAUGCUCAAACCAAAAUUCAAAUGCGAUUCUGCGCAGCAGCUCCAGGGAAGAUGGACGCCUGCCAUGGGGACUCUGGAGGAAGUCUGAUGAACAAAGAUGGCCUCCUGUAUGGUGUGACCUCACGGGCUAGUAAAAUAGAGAGUAAAGUUCCAAUCAACUUCAUGGAUGUUUGCAAGUACCGAGAAUGGAUAAUGGAAGAAAUCAAUAAAGAUAAUUCAUUGAAUAGUGAGUAAACAAAUGAUGUUCUCCAAAU
Molecule: messenger RNA, 826 nt
Organism: Oncorhynchus mykiss (rainbow trout)
Lineage: Eukaryota; Metazoa; Chordata; Actinopteri; Salmoniformes; Salmonidae
Product: trypsin-4
Biological process (GO): proteolysis
Cellular component (GO): secretory granule
Molecular function (GO): serine-type endopeptidase activity
Source: RefSeq, a predicted model, not a curated record